Messenger RNA from Sesamum indicum (sesame), 877 nucleotides. The record is from RefSeq and is a predicted model, not a curated record. NCBI's taxonomy places the organism in Eukaryota, Viridiplantae, Streptophyta, Magnoliopsida, Lamiales, Pedaliaceae.
AAAAGAACCAAACCCUAAGAUUCAAAGUGGGACAUUAUACAAAUUAACAAAAUACCAAAAAUUGCCCCAUGGUUUCAAUAUAUAAUCAAUCAACCCCUCUUCUUCUUCAAAUCCUCCACUAUUUCCCCAUCUUUCUUCCUUGCAUAACUUAGAAGCCCUCCCGAGUACAACCCCCAAUGCAAGGUGUACAUCUCACAGAACAAGAGCUCUCCACCCUCCAACCCAUCAUCCAAAGGUACCACCAACCCAUGCAGCCCCAGCCCACCUCGGCCAACACUUGCACCUCCCUCAUAGUACAACGCAUCGAAGCACCACCCGCCGCCGUAUGGCCAUUCGUACGCGCCUUCAGCUCCCCUCAGACGUACAAACACUUCAUCAAGAGCUGCCAAGUGGUGGAGGGCGACGGCGCCUCCAUCGGCAGCAGGCGGUGCUUGACGGUGGUGUCGGGCUUGCCGGCGACGACGAGCAUAGAGAAGCUAGAGAUUUUGGACGAUGAAAAUCGUGUUUUGAGCUUCAGGGUUGUGGGGGGUGAGCACAGGUUGAAGGAUUAUCAGUCGGUAACCUCGGUUAAUGAGGUGAUUAGUGAAGUUAAUAAGGUUUACAGUGUGGUUUUGGAGUCUUACGUUGUUGAAAUACCUGAGGGCAAUACGUCGGAGGACACGAAGUUGUUUGUUGAUACUAUUGUGAAGUUGAACCUUCAAAAACUUAGGGAUGUGGCCAUGGCUUCUUUGCAUGGUAACUGUGUGGAGUUUGCUUCUUUGAGAAUCUUUGAUUAAUGUCCGAAAAUAUGGAUCGAAUUUUCUAGUGCAAAGUCUAUUUUAUCUUCUACUUUAUUCAAUAUAGACAUCAUAUAAGUGUAUAAAAUUUUUUACUCUGA